Molecule: messenger RNA, 2595 nt
Organism: Etheostoma cragini (Arkansas darter)
Lineage: Eukaryota; Metazoa; Chordata; Actinopteri; Perciformes; Percidae
Gene: ubxn6
Product: UBX domain protein 6
Exons: 11
Coding region: 130-1443 (437 amino acids)
Cellular component (GO): cytoplasm
Molecular function (GO): protein binding
Source: RefSeq, a predicted model, not a curated record
AUAUAUAUGCGGAAGCAGUCAGCUGACAGAAUUUUGUUUUGGUCCCCCUCCCUCCAGCUAAGGUCCAGCUCAGUGCUCGUCAUCCAUUUGUGUUUCUGCGAUCAGGUUGUUCUGUGACAGCAAACGGAAAUGAAGAAGUUAUUCGAUGGCUUUAAGAAAGACCUUAAGUUUAAAACUGCGGGACCUGGGAAGAAACUAACAGAAGAUACCAGUAGCAAGCCCGAGGUCGUGCAGAGCAGCUCCAGUAGCAAGAAUAGUCGCCAUGCUCCCAGUGAAGGGUCCCAGAUGGCUGGAGCCGCAGCCCUGGCCAGGAUAGAGCAGCAUCAGCGGCCGAAGGUCUACACCUCUCAGGACGCCAUCAGGAACCAGGUUAAAAGAGAACUGGAGGCAGCUGCACUGGCUGACAAAGAAAAGGCAGAUACAGCAGAGGGAGCCAAAGUGCCAGUGAAAGAUCCCGCCUGUCUCUCAGUGUCAGGUGUGUAUUUCACAUGUCCGCUAACUGGAGCAACUCUAACUAAGAGUGAGAGAGAAGUACACAUUAAAGAGGCCAUUUUGAUGCGGUUUGAGGAGGAUAGAGUCGAGGCCUCUGUUAUGAUGAUCCACACAUUUAACAAAGACCGAGAGAAAGUGAAGGCUGCUGUGGACAUCAUAAGCAAGUACAUUGAGAAUAUAUGUAAGAAUCCCACAGAGGAGAAAUACAGGAAGAUUAAACUCAGCAACAAGGUGUUCCAGGAGAAAGUCCGUUGUGUGGAGGGCAGCAGAGAAUUCCUAGAGGCCGUGGGCUUCACAAGCGUAAUGCUUCCCGUAGAGGGUCAAGAGGAGGAAGAGGAGUUCCUGGUGUUACUAGAGCAUAGCCCCGACGCCCUGGAGUUGAUGAAGGAGAGGAGGGAUCGUCUCCAGAGAGGAGAGCCGGUCAGAGCUCAGCUGGACCGACAGCCUCAAGCAUUCAGAUCCUCUCCCAACGCCCAAUGCUUCGAGCUGCCGCCAGAAUUCUACAACCUGACGGCGGAGGAGCUCAAGAGGGAGCAACAGCAGAGGAGUGAGCUGGUGGAGAAGAACGCCAUGCUGCGCACUAAAGCCAUGAGGGAGAAAGAGGAGCAGAGGGAGAGAAGGAAAUACAACUACACUCUGCUCAGGAUCCGACUGCCUGAUGGAAGCAUUCUACAAGGGACCUUCUAUGCGUGGGACCGGCUGCCUGUGCUGUUUGCGUUUGUACGGGAGUCCUUGGUAGACGGCUGGCAGCCCUUUGAGCUCAUCGCUCCCGGAGGUCAGAAACUACAAGAGUCUGAAGAAGUCGCUCUCGCAGAGUGUAAUUUGGUCCCUGCAGCUGUGCUCACCUUCGCCUGGGAUGCAGCCGUGCAGGCGGAUAUUGCAGCCGCAGGCGGAAAGAGCCCCGCCCUCCUCAAACCAGAGCUGUUGGAAACCAUUCGGACCCUGAGCUGAGAAGGCCCUCUGUCCCUGAACUCUCCCUGCUACCUCCCCCCGCUGGCACUACUACUGGGGUGGACGUGCCCCUUACAAAUGACUAGUUUUUUUUUUUCUUCUUUUUUUACAAAUGCUAACUUAAGUCAGUAGCAACAAUAGACUAGGGGACAACUUCACCCUAAUGCGCUUGUUUUGCUGAGCAGCCCGUUCUCUCUCUCGCCGUGGCGAUGUCGUCACCCUGCAGACAGUUUCAGCAGCACGCUGUACUGAAGGAAGCUCUACUAACAGAUGUAAGGAGAAAGCCAGGGACAAGUGCUUUGUGCUGCAUCCUGAAUGUACACGCUGUGUAGACAACAGACGAACCAACAAUCUGCCAGUCAGGUAUACCUCAUGUGGCAUGUUGAGAGACCUGGUUUUAGCUGUGUUGACACUUCGUCCCCUUGUUUAAAGUAAACUGUCCACAUUGCUUCCACAACAGUUGGAUUAACAGUUUGGCUGUACAGUAAUGCAGAGAAAAAUUCUAAGUAAUGAAGCCAAGUAAAUUUGGUCAAAUACUGUUGAGGACAUGGAAUCGAUGUCUCAGCACCUAGAUUCCUUAAUUUUAAAAGACUUGACAUGCUAUUAGUUUUGUUUAGCGAUGUUCAAGUUUAAGCAGUGUUUAUUUUUCUCAGUCAACUGAUGGAUUGGAUUUGAUAUAUUAGUCUGGUUCGUCCUGUGCUCUGCAGUGGCCUUGCACUCCCUGUUGUACAACAUUCGUAUGUGUAUGAGCACAAACCCGAAACAUACAUGAUGACUUAAAAUGGAGGUUCAUAACAGUCAUGUGUUGACAGGGUUGAGGGUGGAUUCUAUAUAAAAAAAUAUUUUUCUUGUAUGUUACCAGCUUUUUGGGAUCAUUUAAAACUUUAUAAAACACUAAAGAUACUCUAAAUGUAAAAUAACAAAAAAAACAUACUUUCUCCACACUACUAAUUGCAGAGGAACCCUCCAUAAGCUUUAUGUAACCAACCUGUUCUGGCACGCAGGCAGGCAUGGAUUACAUGUCUGCAGCGUGGACUCGUGUUGUCUUCAUAAUAGUAGUUUUAAUUCAUCUUGAGUCUUGUAUUUGUUUGUAUCAAACACAUUUCCUUGAGAUAAAAAAGGGUGUAUAUUUCAAACAUGGUGGGAAUACAU